Syngnathus acus (greater pipefish) is the source of this 1016-nucleotide messenger RNA. It is a transcript of the gene arl1, whose product is annotated as ADP-ribosylation factor-like 1. Lineage: Eukaryota; Metazoa; Chordata; Actinopteri; Syngnathiformes; Syngnathidae. Gene Ontology annotation, molecular function: GTP binding; GTPase activity. Gene Ontology annotation, cellular component: Golgi apparatus; cytoplasm. Gene Ontology annotation, biological process: vesicle-mediated transport; intracellular protein transport. The record is from RefSeq and is a predicted model, not a curated record. The transcript has 6 exons. Bases 89 to 634 code for a protein of 181 amino acids.
GUCGGUGGAUGACGUCACCCAAUAACACGUCACCACACGGAAGCUUUCAGAUCAACCUGCGAGACGUGUCCCGUGGUCUUAUAGAAAUAUGGGUGGCUUCUUCUCCAGUCUUUUCUCUGGCCUAUUUGGAACCAGGGAGAUGAGAAUUCUCAUCUUAGGUUUGGAUGGUGCAGGGAAAACUACUAUUCUGUACCGGCUGCAAGUUGGAGAGGUGGUCACCACAAUUCCCACGAUCGGCUUUAAUGUGGAGACAGUCACAUACAAAAAUCUUAAGUUCCAAGUGUGGGAUCUGGGAGGCCAGACGAGCAUCCGGCCAUACUGGCGGUGCUACUACUCCAACACGGACGCCGUCAUCUACGUGGUGGACAGCAGCGACCGUGACCGAAUGGGCAUCUCGAAGUCCGAGCUUGUGGCCAUGUUAGAGGAGGAGGAACUGAAGAAGGCCAUCCUGGUGGUGUUUGCCAAUAAGCAAGACAUGGACCAGGCCAUGACGCCGGCAGAGGUGGCCACCGCGCUGGGCCUCCCCGCCCUCAAAGACAGGAAGUGGCAGAUCUUCAAAACCUCGGCGACCAAAGGCACAGGUUUAGAUGAAGCUAUGGAGUGGUUGGUGGAUUCACUCAAGAGUCGGCAGUAGACUAAAAUAAGACAUCGACACUCGUCCCCUUAUUUGUAAAUAUCCUUCUGUAUGAAGCCACGUGACUGACCUCGCGUCCCGCCUACUCCGGCCAAACCUGGGACUGAAAAGCAGAGGCCUCGUUUCUACAGACGGCGUGAAGCAUUGUUGGAACGCAGUGACGGACGGACCAGGUUACACUUAUUACUAGGAAAUCAAAGAGAGUCACCAAGUAUAACAUUAAACCUGGGUGGCCUUUGGUCGGAUCUCUUCGCUCCCAUCACCCGGAAGUCUCGACCGCUUAAAACGAACGAGAGACGCCGUGACGCUCCGCCAAUUCUUUACACUCAAAGUGUUAUUGCAGUCUCUUUUUGUACUUUUAGUAGAUCCAUUUUCCUCCCCA